Messenger RNA from Polistes dominula (European paper wasp), 1813 nucleotides. Its product is annotated as acidic mammalian chitinase. The record is from RefSeq and is a predicted model, not a curated record. Gene Ontology annotation, molecular function: chitinase activity; chitin binding. Gene Ontology annotation, cellular component: extracellular region. Gene Ontology annotation, biological process: carbohydrate metabolic process; chitin catabolic process. NCBI's taxonomy places the organism in Eukaryota, Metazoa, Arthropoda, Insecta, Hymenoptera, Vespidae.
UAUUAUCGUAUCGAUUCUAACACCUGUCACUAUACAUUUCCUAUUUCAAUGACCUUGAGAUAAGAAUAUAGAGAGAUUUCUGAUAACUGACAAAAAGAUCCUCCCCAUGAGUCAUUGUCAGAUUGAAACAGUUUAUAAGUCAUUCGAUGAUAUUACUGUAUCAGAAGAAAAUCGAUUAUUAACUUCAAGUUCUGUUAUAUUAUAUCACUGUUUUUUUUUUCUUUUAAUUAUUUAAUUAUUAUUAUAUAAAUCUUUUAUAGUAAGAAUUGUUCCUUACAGAUGAACACUUGGAUCGUGUUUCUAGCAGCUUUUGCAGCAUUUGCUGCAACUGCGACAGCAGAUUACAAAAUCGUCUGCUAUUUUGGUAGUUGGUCAACUUACAGACCUGAUGCAGGCAAAUUUGAAGUAGAAAACAUCGAUCCAACUCUCUGUACUCACGUAAUUUAUACAUUUGUUGGAAUCAGUGAAGAAGGAGCAGUUAAAGUAUUAGAUUCAUGGCAAGAUCUACCAAACGAUUACGGAAAGAAUGGUUUUGGUAGAUUUAUCAAACUCCGUGAAACAAAUCCAGACGUUAAACUUAUCAUUGCCAUUGGAGGAUGGAACGAGGGUUCGACUAAAUAUUCUCACGUUGUUGCAAAUCCUGCUCUUCGUGCUAAAUUCGUUGAUUCCGUUGUUCAAUUCUUAAAGAAAUAUCAUUUCGAUGGUUUCGAUGUUGAUUGGGAAUAUCCAAAUCAACGUGGAGGCAAGGCUGCUGACAAAGAAAACUAUGUUUUACUUUUAAAAGAACUUAGAGAAGCAUUUGACCAACAUGGAUACAUUCUUAGCGCGGCUGUUGGUGCUGCUGAAUCUUCUGCUUCUCAAUCUUAUAUCAUUCCUGAAAUGUCUAAACAUUUGCACUUAAUCAAUCUUAUGGCUUACGAUCUUCAUGGUUCUUGGGAAUCAACAACUGGAAUCAAUGCACCUCUCUAUCCCCAAAAAGGCAUAACUGGUAACAACGCUAAACUCACUACUGAUGCAGCAGUACAAUAUUGGCUAGAUCAAGGUGCCCCUGCUGAAAAAUUGAUUGUCGGUGUACCUUUCUACGGUAGAUCUUUUUCUCUUCAAAACGCUCAAAAUAAUAAAGUUGGAGCACCAACCACUGGACCAGGAAUGGCAGGAGAAUACACUCGUGAACCUGGAAUGUUGGGAUACAAUGAAAUUUGCACAAGAGUACAAAGUGGUAAAUGGACUGUUGUUUAUGACGAAGAUCAACGCGUACCUUAUGCAUAUAGCGAUAAUCAAUGGGUUGGCUAUGACAAUGUUCAAUCUUUGAAAGAAAAAGCUGAAUAUAUUAAAGCUAAAGGUCUUGGUGGUGCUAUGUUGUGGAGUGUUGAAACUGAUGACUUCCGGGGUGCAUGUGGAGAAAAAUAUCCUCUUCUGAAAGUUUUGAACAAUGUUUUGCUAAAUGGUCCACCUUUAAAGACCACCACACCUGGUAAACCAACUAAACCAACAGAACCAACUACUCAAACCAGACCUACUAAAACAACCGAAUCAACAACUAGCAAACCACCAAACGAGGGUAUUUGCACCAAGGAAGGAUUUGUCCGUGAUCCUCACAUCUGUUCUAAAUUCUAUCAAUGUAUUCUUGUCAAUGGUCACUUCCAAGUCAUUGAAUUCAAUUGUCCUGAUGGUCUUGUUUUCAAUCCAAAAAUAUUAGGCUGCGACUACCCAAGUUCAGUUAUAUGUCCAUAGACCAAAUAAAAAUGAUGAAUUUUGCAGAAUUAACUUUCUUACUUGACUACAGGAAAAAUCCUUUUUUCUUAUAUUAAAA